Molecule: messenger RNA, 1175 nt
Organism: Raphanus sativus (radish)
Lineage: Eukaryota; Viridiplantae; Streptophyta; Magnoliopsida; Brassicales; Brassicaceae
Product: polyubiquitin 11
Exons: 3
Coding region: 78-995 (305 amino acids)
Biological process (GO): protein ubiquitination; modification-dependent protein catabolic process
Cellular component (GO): cytoplasm; nucleus
Molecular function (GO): ubiquitin protein ligase binding; protein tag activity
Source: RefSeq, a predicted model, not a curated record
GUUUCUCAAAAUCGAAAGAAAAAAAAAAAAAAAAGCAAUCAUCUCAAAACUCUCUAGAAUCGCGAAUUACGAUCAAGAUGCAGAUAUUCGUUAAGACUCUCACGGGAAAGACAAUCACCCUCGAGGUGGAAAGCUCAGACACCAUCGACAACGUUAAAGCGAAGAUUCAGGACAAGGAAGGCAUUCCCCCGGAUCGGCAGAGGCUUAUCUUCGCCGGGAAGCAACUUGAAGAUGGGCGUGCUCUCGCUGACUACAACAUCCAAAAAGAGUCGACCCUUCAUCUUGUCCUCAGGCUCCGUGGUGGUAUGCAGAUCUUCGUCAAAACCCUAACCGGAAAGACUAUUACUUUGGAGGUGGAAAGCUCAGACACCAUCGAUAAUGUCAAAGCUAAGAUCCAGGACAAGGAGGGAAUCCCACCGGACCAGCAGAGGUUGAUCUUCGCAGGCAAGCAGCUUGAAGACGGCAGGACUCUCGCUGACUACAACAUCCAAAAGGAGUCAACUUUGCAUCUCGUUCUCAGGCUCCGUGGUGGUAUGCAGAUUUUCGUUAAGACAUUGACCGGCAAGACCAUUACUUUGGAGGUGGAGAGCUCCGACACCAUUGACAAUGUCAAAGCUAAGAUCCAAGACAAGGAGGGUAUCCCUCCAGACCAGCAGAGGUUGAUCUUUGCCGGAAAGCAGCUCGAGGACGGCAGGACUCUCGCUGACUACAAUAUCCAAAAGGAGUCUACACUUCACUUGGUGUUGCGUCUGCGUGGAGGCAUGCAAAUCUUCGUCAAGACCUUGACUGGUAAGACCAUCACACUGGAGGUGGAGAGCUCGGACACCAUUGAUAACGUGAAAGCCAAGAUCCAAGACAAGGAAGGGAUCCCUCUAGAUCAGCAGCGUCUCAUCUUCGCUGGAAAGCAGCUUGAGGAUGGUCGCACCCUUGCCGACUACAACAUCCAGAAGGAGUCGACCCUUCACUUGGUGUUGCGUCUCCGUGGUGGUUUUUAAGUCUCUCGUCCUUUGUCUUAUCAAAAAUCAACAAUGUCUGCGUUUUUAGUCUCGUUUUCUUUAAAACUUAUCAUGGUUUGUGUGUUUGAGGCAUUGUAAGCCUCUUUUGAAUAAUCGUUGAACUCUGUUUCUCUCUUUUCCUUGCAAGACUUUCCUAUCUAUAUCCUCGUUAUUCCUAAA